Molecule: messenger RNA, 773 nt
Organism: Contarinia nasturtii (swede midge)
Lineage: Eukaryota; Metazoa; Arthropoda; Insecta; Diptera; Cecidomyiidae
Product: peptidyl-tRNA hydrolase ICT1, mitochondrial
Exons: 3
Coding region: 93-686 (197 amino acids)
Biological process (GO): mitochondrial translational termination
Cellular component (GO): mitochondrial large ribosomal subunit
Molecular function (GO): translation release factor activity
Source: RefSeq, a predicted model, not a curated record
AAAUAACUUCGAAAUCUAACCUCAAUCGAAUGUCAUAAAUAAUUGAGUUUCAUAUCGUCGUUCUGGCAAACAUAAAUAAUUUUUCGGUAAAAAUGUUCAAAGUUUUGCGAUUAAUUUGCCAACAACGGCAAUUUUCAGCAGUAAAUGCUGCACGCCAAUUUUCCUUUAAAAGCGACCUUUCACCGGAAACGAUGUAUCCAAAUAGUAAACAAAAACUAUUCACACCAUCGCCACCACCGCCUGUAAGUCAGCGAGCUGAUAAUAAAUUUAAUGGAUAUAUUCCGAUGAACGCUGUCACCGUCACAUACUCACGUAGUAGUGGACCAGGCGGACAAAAUGUUAAUAAACUUGAUACAAAAGUCGACCUUCGGUUUCAUGUUAAAACAUCUGAAUGGAUACCUGAGGCUGUACGAGAGAAGCUUCUUAUUACCCACAAGAAUCAAAUCAACAAAGAAGGUUAUUUCGUUGUUAAAAGUGAUUUAACCCGUUAUCAACAUAUGAAUUUGGCCGAUGCUUUGGAACGUGUUCGAAAUAUAAUUCGACAAUUGGAAGAAGAACUGACGCCAAAAGAGUUGUCACCGGAAAAACUGGCAAAAAUCCAGCGACAACAUGAAAAAUCAGCAAGGGAACGAUUAUUUAUCAAACGUCAAAAAUCCCAAGUAAAAGUUGAUCGACAAUAUGGAUAGUAUGUAAAAUUGUAAUAGCUAUUGUGGUAUUGUAAAUUAAAAAAAACAUCAAACGAAAUAAAAAGCAGUUGAUACUAAAAAUGCAAA